This is a messenger RNA of Chroicocephalus ridibundus (black-headed gull), 739 nucleotides long. RefSeq names its product cytochrome c oxidase assembly factor 8. The transcript has 5 exons. Lineage: Eukaryota; Metazoa; Chordata; Aves; Charadriiformes; Laridae. The record is from RefSeq and is a predicted model, not a curated record. The coding region runs from base 23 to 592 and encodes 189 amino acids. Gene Ontology annotation, cellular component: mitochondrion. Gene Ontology annotation, biological process: intrinsic apoptotic signaling pathway.
AGGCGCCGGCGGGAGGCGAGCCAUGGCGGCGGCAUGGGUGUUGCGGGCCGGUGGUUGCCGUCACCGCCGCCUCCUCUCCUCCUCCGCUGGUCGCGGCCUCACGGCUGAGCGUGGGGAGCGGCAGGAGAGCCCGGGCCUGGGUUUCAGCCCCCCCGCGCACUCCCGUAACGACUGGAUCGGCCCCCCCGACAAGCACUCCAACCUGCGCCCCGUCAUCUUCUACGUGCCCCCCGAGGAGUCGCCCCUGGAGCGGCGGCUGCGGGAGGCGCGGCAGGAGGCCCAGGCCUGCAACCAGCGCUUCUGGGCACGGCACAACCGCGCCUUCUGCCAGGAAAAAGAAGAAUUUAUUUAUUCAAGACUGAAAGCCAAAGGUCUGGAAAUGAGAGAUGAAACAGGUCAAAAAGCAACACUGAAUGCAGAAGAAAUGGCUGACUUUUACAAGGACUUUCUAAGUAAAAAUUUUAGAAAGCAUAUGCAGUAUAACAGAGACUGGUAUAAACGUAACUUUACUAUCACGUUCCUCAUGGGACAAGUAGCACUGGCAAGAGCUCUGAGGCGGCUUCGUUGGAAAAAGAAAAAUGUUGGAAAUUAAUCACAGCUCCAUGAAGAAUGGAACUAGCUAGGGCUGCUAUAAACCUGUUUGUAGUGAUGUUCAGAAUCUGAAUGACUACUGUAAUAAAUGCUUGAAUCAGUUUGUUAAACUAUGUAAAUAAAAGUUGCCAUUGAUCUUAAUUUAUAA